Messenger RNA from Symbiodinium natans, 663 nucleotides. The record is from the annotation of a GenBank genome assembly. NCBI's taxonomy places the organism in Eukaryota, Dinophyceae, Suessiales, Symbiodiniaceae.
AUGCGCCUGGCCGAUUUGGCCCCUUUGCUGCCCCUGCUGCUGUUGCUUCCAGUGCGUGUGGCGCACGGCCUGCUUUCACUGCCGCCUUGGCUGCGCUGCGUGCGCCAGGGAGUCGGUGCACAGGCCGCCGAUGUUUCCAGCACCAUUUACUCCGUUCUGUCUCGAGCCCUACCGGGAUCACUGGAGAACGCGCCUGUCCCGCAGCUCGGUGAUGACGAGCUUGGCUGCUCCUUUCAGGAAUUACUGGGCUCGGCCGCCGCAUCACCAGCCUUGUUUCAGCUUCUGCAGCGACAGGCUCACUUGAUCCUGGUGCUGUCAGACCUCGGCCGCAUCGCCGGCGGCAACCUUUCCCAGCGCGACCUGGUGCUGGAUCCCUGGCUGUGGGAGCACUGUCGGCAAGACCUUGGCAAGACCUCUGUGGACUGCGGAGACACCUUUGCCGAGGUUGCUGCAGCCCGAAACACUACUCCGAACAGCGCUUGUGCUAUGACCUCGCGUCGCCUGCGCCUCUCGGUGUUUCUUGUGGGCCCAGUUGCUCUCGCCUCGGCGCCGUGCACAUUCCAAAUCGCGAGCGCUGCCUCUGUCGGUGCUUUCUCGCUCCUAGGCGCCGUGUUUUUUGGAGAUGCCAUGGACUUGGCAUGGCAUCCGAAAUAUCGCAAGUAG